AGCAAGGGAGUAUUGAUUAGUUGGACAGUGGGUGGGGUGUUUAGGCUUGGUCUUACUUAUUACGUGUUUUACGCUCUUUAUCCGUAUUAAAUAUAUGAAAUGACAGCAUUAUUGUCAGUUUGUUAGACAUUGAUUUCUUUCAACCGGUACACUGGACGGAGAAGGUGGUGGUGGUGGGAUGGCGGCGAGUCCCUCGCCCCAAUCCUCUCCCAUGCCCCCUCCUCAAGUUCCCUCACCGAUGGGACCUCCCCAACAAGCCCCCUCUCCCAUGCCCUCCCCCUCUGCCCAAAACACUCCAGCCAUGGGCCCCCCUCAGCACCAUCCCCACAGUCCCACUAACUACAACCAAGGAGGGCCUCCACCUGGUCCCAUCACUCACAUGAAUGGGCCAUCUGCCAUGCAACAGGGAACUCAAACCUUUCAGCAACAUUCAAUGGCUCAAACUCAAGGACAACAGCCUGUUCAAGCUGGAACACCCCAAGAGAACCUGAAUGCUCUACAGAGAGCCAUUGACUCCAUGGAGGAGAAAGGGCUACAAGAGGAUCCUCGCUACUCACAGUUGCUGGCCCUCAGAGCUCGGCAGGGCACCAUGGAGCCCACUCGCACCACCCAGGGGUUCAGUGGUAGCGGAAACGUGAGUACGGGUGAGGCCAGUCAGCAGGGUAAACAUAGCUUCAACUCUAAUCAGCUGCAACAGCUGCGGGUGCAGAUUAUGGCUUACCGUUUACUGGCUCGCAACCAGCCCCUCUCUCAGCAGCUGGCCAUGGCUGUGCAAGGCAAGCGGCUGGAUCCACCUGCCUCCACACCACCCUACCAGCGCAAUACUACACCGGCCCGAACCAG
Homalodisca vitripennis (glassy-winged sharpshooter) is the source of this 843-nucleotide messenger RNA. RefSeq names its product ATP-dependent helicase brm-like. The record is from RefSeq and is a predicted model, not a curated record. NCBI's taxonomy places the organism in Eukaryota, Metazoa, Arthropoda, Insecta, Hemiptera, Cicadellidae. The transcript has 4 exons. Gene Ontology annotation, molecular function: ATP binding. Gene Ontology annotation, biological process: regulation of DNA-templated transcription. The annotation marks the transcript as partial. Gene Ontology annotation, cellular component: nucleus.